Messenger RNA from Cyprinus carpio (common carp), 1047 nucleotides. Its product is annotated as echinoderm microtubule-associated protein-like 1. Lineage: Eukaryota; Metazoa; Chordata; Actinopteri; Cypriniformes; Cyprinidae. The record is from RefSeq and is a predicted model, not a curated record. Bases 35 to 763 code for a protein of 242 amino acids. The transcript is spliced from 7 exons.
AUCAGGGGUUUGUCUCUCAGACGGCUGAGAGCUGAUGGAGCGCUCUGAUGGAGACGAGUGUCUGCUGCCCGACACAGACUUCAUGAUCGACGAGCGGCGCUCUCACGCCAGCGGGAUGGAGCUGAUGGAUCGCCUCAUGUUCCUGGAGCAGCGCGUCCAGAUGCAGGACGAUGAGAUCCAGCUGCUGAAGAUAACCAUGACUGACGUGCUGAAGAGACUCGACAUCUCAGAGGAGCACAGGAGAGCACCUGCUAAAGCGGCUCGUCCUGCUUCUCUGUGUCUGGCUCCUAAAGCCACCAUCAGCUCUUCUUCCUCUUCUCUGAGGAAGAGCUCCAGCUCCACGCUUCCCUCUUCACCCUCCUCCAGGAACUACAGCCCGGCGCCCGGCGCAAAGAGGACUCCUGCUGCAAACACUAAAGACACUCAGAGCACUAAAGCAAAGACGAGCUCCUGCAGGAAACCACUGGAGACCAAACCAAAGGAAACAAGUGCAGCAAAAACAGGCUCCAGACGAGUCACUCACUGCAAAGUGACUAUGCAGAUCUCUCUGACGCCGCUGUCAGGAAGGACUGGGUCAGCUGAGCCGGAGCCGGUGGUGUCCGUGUCGCUGCGGUCCACCGUGUGUCCAUCCACAGGAUCUGCAGUGACACCAUGUAAAGCUUUCGUCCAGAAGAGCUCCUGUCAGAAGCCCUCGCUCCGGGACGCCCCGAGCCACAAGAGUCCCAUUAAGUCCCCCAGUCAAUACUUCCAGAUCUGUUACUGAAGCCUGUUCCAGUCUCACGGAGUCCCUUAGUAUUAGGUUACUUUCUGAAGAAUAACACUGCCUCCAGUGAAAAAGUGCAUCUCCUGUUGUCUCUCACAAAUUAGUUUAGAGCUGUUUAAAUGCUGCUUGAUCUGUGCAGAUUUCUCUCCUGAUUCACACCAGAACACUUUUUCACCGGAGGAAGCGUUAUUAUGGAUUAUGGACUCGUAUUUUAGUUUAAAAUGUCUUGAUGAUGGAUUUGUUCUUAGUCGUAUUUGGUGCUGAAUUAAAGCAAAUCAGAUUCA